Molecule: messenger RNA, 277 nt
Organism: Chiloscyllium plagiosum (whitespotted bambooshark)
Lineage: Eukaryota; Metazoa; Chordata; Chondrichthyes; Orectolobiformes; Hemiscylliidae
Source: RefSeq, a predicted model, not a curated record
AAUGGAGAGUCUGGGUGCUAUGUUUAAGACAGGAUUGUACAUCAAUGACCUCAGUAUGCACGAUUCGAGCCGAGACCUGGUUCUUGCUGGCACCCAGCAGUCUGAGGAACUGAAGAGAGCUCUCAUCCAGGAACAGAAAAAGUCAAGCAAACUUGAGGAGAGCAUGAAGAUGCUGGACUAUGAGAUGAAGAAGACAGAUGAUCUCCUGUAUCGGAUGAUUCCAAAACCUGUCGCUAAGAGUCUUCGGAAAGGAUUGCCUUCUGUUAACACUUGUGAG